This is a messenger RNA of Aspergillus alliaceus, 1433 nucleotides long. RefSeq lists its product as uncharacterized. Gene Ontology annotation, molecular function: oxidoreductase activity, acting on NAD(P)H. The coding region runs from base 543 to 1190 and encodes 215 amino acids. The record is from RefSeq and is a predicted model, not a curated record. The transcript has a single exon. NCBI's taxonomy places the organism in Eukaryota, Fungi, Ascomycota, Eurotiomycetes, Eurotiales, Aspergillaceae.
CUCGACUCUCACCCUUGAGCCCCUCGGACCAAUUUUUCGGACUCGGAGAUAGAUGUGAUCCUCAAUGGCCAAAGGCACAAUGUUCUUGUCUAGUUCAACUAUAAAAGCAUGGCAUGUUUCAGCUUCAGGUCUAAUCUAUCCUCACCCAUCUCAACCAACUUUAUAGACCUACAGACAUAAAUCACACAUCUCGAACUCACCUUCCUGCACGCUGUCCGACUUUUCGUUGGCUAUAACUACAUUUGUCAUCAGAUAGCCACCAUGAGCACCCCCACCAACGCUGCUGCGUGGCUUACCACAGCCGAGGGUUACCCUUUCGAAGUCAAGGAAGCACCUGUGUGGAAGCCCGAAGAAAAUGAGAUUCUGAUACGGAAUCAUGCUGUUGCUAUCAACCCGGUCGACGGUAGCCUCCAGACUAAAGCCUGGUGACCUAUGAAUAUCCCACGAUUCUGGGACAAGACGUGGCUGGCGAAGUGAUUGCGGUCGGACCAAAUGUGGCACACUUUAAGCCUGGAGAUCGCGUCGUGGGCCAUACGGUUGGCAUGGCCACUAAGCGCAAUCAGGACAAUGCAUUCCAGAACUAUACAAUCUUACAGGUAAACAUGGCCAGCAAACUACCUGACCAUAUUUCCUACCAAAAUGCCGCGGUCAUCCCUCAGGGGUUCUCAGCCGCAGCCUCGGGCCUGUUUCAGGAUACCUUUCUGAAGCUGCAGCUUCCGACGAAGCCCAGCAACCAGCAUACUGGGAAGACUCUUUUAGUCUGUGGCGGUGCAUCCAGCGUUGGCAGCAAUGCAAUACAACUUGAUGUUGCUGCUGGGUACGAAGUGAUCGCCACCGCAUCGGCCAAGAACUUUGACUAUGUGAAGAAACUGGGUUCUAGUCAGGUAUUCGACUACCACAGCCCAACUGUUGGCGAAGAUCUCAUCCAGGUCCUGAGAGGUAAAACCCUUGCUGGUGCCAUGGACUGCAUUGGCUUCUCUGCAACUCCUAUCUGCAUGGAUGUGGUGCAUAAAUCCGAAGGAAACAAGUCCGUGAUCACCGUUAAAGGUGGCUUUCCGACUCCCCCAGUCGGUGUUUCCGUGAAGAAUGUCUUCGGUACCACAAUCAAGGAUAACUUUGUCGGUAAAGCUGUGCAUGUAGACUUUCUUCCCUUGACAUUGGCGGUGGGAAGUUUUGUCCCUUCUCUUUAGGCGUUGGUUGCAAGCAAAGGACUGGAGGGUGUUCAGGCAGAGGUUGAUCUUCAUGCUGCUAGGGGAAUAUCUGCGCAGAAAGUGGUUGUUAUGCUGUGAAGCGGGGAUGUACUGUAUCUAAUGUUAUUCUGAAAUUUUUGUCGAUUGUCUUUGGUGAAGGUCCAUGGGAUACCUAGUUGUAUCGUGAUAAGCGUUAUUCCAUGGGACUUCUAUAUAACUAGCAAUAUCUAUAGGUAGUAUCGG